AUGGAUGAUAAAAUUGAUUUAAUUUGGUAUGAAGUGUGGUCAAGUGCCACACCACGUCCAUUUUAUUUUCACAAGAAAGAUGAAGCAGUUUCUUGGGACCCGCCAGCUGAUGCAAUAAUUUUUGAUCCUCCUGACGGAUUCUUCUGCUUCCCUCCAGCACCAAAAUCAUCAGAUGAGCCAGAAAUAGAUAUUAACGACAAAGAUACGUCCUUAAUGUCUCGAGUUGGUACCCUUAAAUCUUAUAAAUCUCAAAAUGUUAUAUCAAACUUCACAUUAGAAGAAGAAACACAAGACAUUUUCUCAUUACAAGUACAAGAACCAGAAUUAUUAAUGGAUAUUCCGUAUUUUCCGGAUGAUUUAUUCGUUUUAAUGAGCAAAACCGCGAUUAUUAAAUAUUUACAAGAUAAUAUCGGUCAACAGUUUGUAGGAACCCUUAGUAAGCAAGAAAUGCCUUUUGAUAAAGUAAUAAAGCCGGGUAAGAAAUCGUUAAGUGGCCCAAUUCUUAAAAAUCGAUCUACUUCUUCGAAAAAUGUAUGUCAAUCAUUAUUUAAGUACAUAAGGACCUAUUUGAAUAGCGCUAGCGAAUCUAGUUUAAAUGAUUUUACUAAAUUAAUUGAUGGAAAUGAAGAUAUGCUUGCUGAUGAAGCCUCAGUACAAAUAUUAACAGAAUUAAAUACGACAGCAGUUACAAAUAAUACAAUUAACGCAUGGAAUUUAUUACUUUAUGUCGGUUCAAAAUAUAUUGUUACUGAACCAAUAAGAUUACUAAUUAGAAGUUUCUGUUUUUUAGUUGCUACAUCUGACGGUGUUGAUUAUGAACUGAAAGAUUUAGCUUCUAUUUGCUUAUUAAGAUUUUCAUCUCGAAUUCCUGUUAAUUUUGGUCCAGAAGUCACUCUCAUGGAAUAUAUGAAUAUAUGCACAUCACAAACAGCAUUGUUUGGCUUUUCAAUUUCAGAAAUUUUGUGGAAAGAACAUUUACGUGGUGUUGAACAUCCAGAUAAUGUGCCACAAAUACUAAAGAAGAUAGCAGUAAAGCUUCGUGACAUGAAUGCAUUCCAGCAUGAAGGAAUUUUCAGAAAACCUGGUGGAAAAACUGAACAAUUAUCAAUGGCAAAUAAGAUAAAUAACGGAGAAUGGGAGAUAAACUCGCUAUCAAUUGAUACUGUUGCAUCAAUGAUAACUUUGUUCUUCUCAAGAUUAAGAGAAUCCGUAAUUCCACCAGAUAUGAUACUCAAAAUGCAAGCUAAUGCUCCAUCAUAUGUUAGCAUUUCUUGUGCAAACUCUCUUCCAGCUGAGCAUCAUGAUACUUUGAUGUUUUUCAUAGGCUUACUUCAAGAAUUUCUGAUUUACAAGAGUAAAACCAGAAUGAAUGAGAAGAACUUUGUAAUUUCUUUCGGAGCGAUGUUAUCCAACAUUCCAGAUCCACUUUCUUUGGCAGAUGUAGCUACAUUUCCGCCAAGAGUUGCACUUCAGCGGAUGUUCACAAAUCUUCUCCGAUUUUGGAGAACAACAGACGUCUAUACUUGUUUGACAUUAUAA
Molecule: messenger RNA, 1539 nt
Organism: Trichomonas vaginalis G3
Lineage: Eukaryota; Parabasalia; Trichomonadida; Trichomonadidae
Product: GTPase activator, FI04035P family
Exons: 1
Coding region: 1-1539 (512 amino acids)
Biological process (GO): signal transduction
Cellular component (GO): cytoplasm; cytoskeleton
Molecular function (GO): GTPase activator activity; protein binding
Source: RefSeq, a predicted model, not a curated record